AUGCGCGUGCUUACCGAGUACCGCCCUGCUAAAGAAGCUGACCAGAGAGCAUCCGGCACCGCACCCGUCAUCCACAAGACCUCUUCCGGGUUUGUCGCCACAGAUGAUAUCCACGUUGUUGGUGGCCCAAAGGCCCGCAAGCGACCAUUCGAGUCCAUCGCUAGAUCUGAAGUGCCUUCGAGCAAUCGCGAUGCUCGGUCUUCGGCAAACAGGGAUGGUGAGGGCGAGAUCCGGCCGGCGCGCAAGUUUACCAAAUUCGUCGACUACAACUUCAGUGCCAUGACGGACACAAAGGGAGGCUUUUUGUCAACGGAAGACGAUCCCUGGAACAAUGCCCUGUCUAGCGAUAGGCCUGGCCAGCCCGAGCCCGAGCAGAAGCCGAAAAACAUGACGGCGGCGGAGUGGGAGAGGCUACAACUAAUAAGAAAGCUACAACGCCAAAAGGCUGGCCCCUUCGAGCCUGGGUUGAGUGUCCUGACAGACGAGAAGGAGAGGAAAAAGUGCCGAGAGUGCGGUAGCCUCGAGAUUGACUGGGUCUGGGAGGAGGUGUUCAGUUGCUGUGUUUGCAAUUCGUGCAAGGACAAGUUCCCGGAGAAGUACAGUCUUCUCACCAAGACCGAAUGCCGGGAUGAUUACCUCUUAACAGAACCCGAGCUCAAGGAUGCCGAUCUACUACCACAUCUCUCGCGACCGAAUCCCCACAAGUCUCACUGGCACGACAUGAUGCUGUUCCUACGAUACCAGGUGGAGGAAUAUGCCUUUGGCACAAAGUGGGGGUCGGCUGAGGCGCUGGACGCCGAGUUCGAACGACGCGAGACGGACAAGAAGAGGCGGAAGGAGGCCAAGUUCAAGGAGAAGCUGAACGACCUGAAGCGCAAGACACGGGUCGAGGCGCACCGGCGAGGGACGGGCAACCUGGCAGGCGGCGCGACCAAGUUUGGAGAUGCAGUGGGUACCGGCGGCCGACAUGUUCAUGAAUGGGGUCGGGCUGUCGAGAACGAGGAGGGCAUCACGGUCAAGACGUGUAGCACCUGCGGAAUGGAGGUUGAAGAAUUGGAGUUCUAG
Phaeoacremonium minimum UCRPA7 is the source of this 1065-nucleotide messenger RNA. RefSeq names its product putative dna repair protein rad14 protein. The record is from RefSeq and is a predicted model, not a curated record. NCBI's taxonomy places the organism in Eukaryota, Fungi, Ascomycota, Sordariomycetes, Togniniales, Togniniaceae. Gene Ontology annotation, biological process: nucleotide-excision repair involved in interstrand cross-link repair; UV-damage excision repair; base-excision repair. The transcript is spliced from 3 exons. Bases 1 to 1065 code for a protein of 354 amino acids. Gene Ontology annotation, molecular function: damaged DNA binding. Gene Ontology annotation, cellular component: nucleotide-excision repair factor 1 complex.